UUGAAGGAAGAAAUGAAGCAGGUUUGGUCUCCGGGGACAGCCUCCAAGGCUUAUAUUGAUACUGUUAAAUCCUGUGAACUUCAUAAUGGAUCUGGUGUAGCAGAGCUUGUUUCAGCUAUGGCAGCCGGUUGGAACGCCAGGUUCAUUGUGGAAACAUGGUCAAAAGGCGGAGCUAUGGCAACAAGCAUCGGGUUGGCAGUUGCUAGCAGUCAUACAAAUGGAAGACGUAUAUGUAUAGUCCCUGAUGAAAGAUCGAGAUUAGAAUACGCUGAGGCCCUGGAAGAGGUUGGUAUGUCUGCAGAAGCCAUUGUUGGAGAACCUGAAGAGGUAAUGAAAGGGUUAAAUGGCAUAGAUUUCAUGGUGGUGGAUAGCCAACGAAAUGACUUUUCAAAGAUAUUAAAGCUGGCAAAACUGAGUGACAGAGGGGCUGUUCUGGCCCGCAAGAAUGCUCAUCCCAAAACUGCUUCAACUUUCAGAUGGAAAAGUGUCGUUGAUGAGAGAUCGUACAGGGUAGUUCGCUGUGUGUUCCUUCCGGUGGGGAAAGGGUUGGAUAUUGCGCAUGUGGCAAGCAGUGGAGGGAAUUCAGGUGAAGCAGAAAGGCGAUGGAUCAAACAUGUUGAUCCACAAUCUGGGGAAGAACAUGUCAUACGAAGGUAGAAUUAAGAUUCUUCUCCACAAACGGAGACUAUUUAUUUGUAUGUUAAUCUCGUUUCAACCUUGUACAUAAAUUUUGAACCUAAAUUAUUUACAACAACAUUUAUAUUA
Messenger RNA from Gossypium raimondii (Peruvian cotton), 765 nucleotides. RefSeq lists its product as uncharacterized. Lineage: Eukaryota; Viridiplantae; Streptophyta; Magnoliopsida; Malvales; Malvaceae. The record is from RefSeq and is a predicted model, not a curated record. Bases 13 to 657 code for a protein of 214 amino acids. The transcript is spliced from 2 exons.